AUGAGUAAACUGGAUGACUUACUCGCUAAGAAAAAAACUGUUGUGCCUGUUUUAGAUUUGAGCAGAAAUGUUGUACAAUCUAGUGAGGAGCUUAAACGUCUUAUGGAAAAGGUUCCUGAAUACAAGAUGAGACCCAUCAAAGUUAAAGCAGAAGAUAUCAAGACUAAAGAUAAGGAUUUUUCGUUUAAAUUGAGCAAGAAAGAGGCGAAAAAACUUUUAAAAUCGAACGGUGAACGAGAUCCAAUGUAUGUAUAUGCAGAUCCAGUUCCAAUAGAAAUGAAAGAAGUUGUAUUAUAUGACCUCUGCGUUGUUCCAAUUGAUUGGAAAAUGCUAACUACAUUAAGGCCAAAAUCAAAAAUUGAAGAGGAAUAUUUUUCACGCAUGGUUGAAAUGGGUAAAUUACAAUUGAAGACAGAACAACGAGACAGGAGAGAAUUUAUGCUCAAUAACGGUGUAAAAAAGUUAAAAAACAAAUCUGGAAUUGUGGAAACUCGUCUUCAGACUUGUACUGACUGUGGCGAAGAAUUAUGUUCUGGGAAAACUUGCACUGAAUUUAGUUACGAUUUAUUUGUAAGAGUAGAGCCAAAAUAUCCUAAACCCAAGCCUGCUGCAAAUGUGAUCAAUAAAGGAAAACUUAAUGGACAUAAACGUAUAAUAAAUGGCCCACGAAACAAGUCAAAGAAAAAUCCUAAAUAA
Molecule: messenger RNA, 696 nt
Organism: Lucilia sericata (common green bottle fly)
Lineage: Eukaryota; Metazoa; Arthropoda; Insecta; Diptera; Calliphoridae
Exons: 2
Coding region: 1-696 (231 amino acids)
Source: RefSeq, a predicted model, not a curated record